Sinocyclocheilus rhinocerous is the source of this 1454-nucleotide messenger RNA. Its product is annotated as aspartyl aminopeptidase-like. Gene Ontology annotation, molecular function: aminopeptidase activity; zinc ion binding. The record is from RefSeq and is a predicted model, not a curated record. Lineage: Eukaryota; Metazoa; Chordata; Actinopteri; Cypriniformes; Cyprinidae. Gene Ontology annotation, biological process: proteolysis.
GCAAACGUUGUUGCAUGGGUUUUCUUUCAUCAUGAAAAGCUCCAAAGAAGCUGUGCAGGCUGCUGCCAAAGAGUUUCUUAAUUUUGUCAAUAAGGGAGUUUCACCUUACCAUGUGGUGGAGGAGUGUAAAUCUCGCCUGCUGAAGGCUGGUUUUACUGAGCUCAAGGAGGCUGAGCAUUGGGACAUUAAACCUGCCAGUAAGUACUUUGUUACCAGGAAUUACUCCACCAUUAUUGCUUUUGCUGUCGGUGGUCUCUACAAGCCUGGAAAUGGUUUUUCCAUGAUCGGGGCUCAUACGGACAGUCCAUGUCUGAGGGUAAAGCCACGCUCUAAGAAGACAAAGUUGGGCUUCUUGCAGAUAGGAGUGGAGUGUUAUGGAGGAGGAAUCUGGAACACUUGGUUUGAUCGUGACCUGACCAUCGCAGGUCGUGUAAUGGUUAAGGCAGAGAAGCAUCACCCUGCGCUGAUCCAGAUGCUGUGUGGACAUCUCGGGGUCGAGCCAAAUGCUUUACUGGACUUUGAGCUCUGUCUGACAGACACGCAGCCUGGUGCACUAGGAGGUGUCUAUGAAGAAUUCAUCUUCUCUCCUCGUCUGGACAACCUGCACAGUUGUUUCUGUGCUCUCACGGCUCUCAUGGACUCCAGCACACCUGAUUCUCUAGCAAAAGAUCCAAACAUCCGUGUGGUUACUCUAUAUGACAACGAAGAGGUGGGGCUGAGAGCUCUCAGGGAGUUGAUUCUGCGGCGUCUUGCUUCAACGCCUGACAAUCUGACCGCCAUUCAGGAGGCAGUGCCACUGUCCUACAUGAUCAGUGCGGACAUGGCACAUUUUGCACACCCUAACUACCAGGAGAAACAUGAGGAAAAUCACAGGCCUGCAUUUCAUAAGGGUCCAGUCAUAAAGUUUAACAGUAACCAGCACUAUGCUACCACUGCUGUAACUGCUGCCAUAUUACGAGAGAUUGCUGGAAAAGUGGCCGUACUUCUACAGGAUGUGAUGGUCAGGAAUGACAGUCCAUGUGGAACAACGAUUGGGCCGAUUUUAGCAGCUCGUUUAGGAAUGGCAGUUCUUGAUCUCAGGGCACCUCAACUUGCCAUGCACUCCAUUCGUGAAAUGUGCUGCACAACGGGAGUUCUCCAGACCACCACCCUCUUUAAGGGCUUCUUUGAGCACUUCCCCUUUAUAAGAAGCACAGUAACUGUGGACUAGACUGUGAGAGGGACUCACCAGAACCACACAGAUGGGAUUCAUGGACGUCAUUAAUAGGGAAAUCAAUAUCACUUUUUCCACUUUCAUUCAUUUUGACAUCAUAUCCAUCACUGCCAUCUGUCUAUUUCUUUACAAAUGUCCAUUCAUUUAUCACUUGGUGAGUUUGCACACUCCUAUACUGUGGCACUUGAGAAGUGUUGCCAUACACUCUACUUUGUGAAGUUGUUAAUAAAACCAAUAAACU